Racocetra fulgida is the source of this 181-nucleotide messenger RNA. The record is from the annotation of a GenBank genome assembly. NCBI's taxonomy places the organism in Eukaryota, Fungi, Glomeromycota, Glomeromycetes, Diversisporales, Gigasporaceae.
UGUCUCCUGUCGUGCUAGUAAAGAAAAAAAUGGAAAGAUGAGGCUGUGUGUGGACUUUCGGAAGCUCAAUCAAUGGACGAAACGUGAUAGCUACCCACUACCAAGAAUCAACGAGUUACUGGGUGCCCUCAAGAAUUCGGCCUGGUACACUACCUUGGACCUUGCGAGCAGAUUUUGGCAG